AUGCUCCGCUCCUCUUCUGCCCGGCGGCGGUCCCGCUACGGCUCCCAGCUCUGCUGCGCGGCGGUGGCAGCAUUCCUCCUCCUGCUUUCCAUCUCCGUCCUCCACUCCCGCUUAUCUUCCUCCUCUUCCUCGCGUUUCCCCGUUGGUCGGAGCAGUUUAGCUAAUGUCGGCGGUAUCGACUCUGGCGUCGUCCUUCACGACGUUGAUAAUGAUGUGCCCGAUGACUCUGCGGAUGACCUCAUCGAUGCCCUCGACGUCGUCGAGGAGGCAGGGGAGUCGGAGGACGAGGUCGCGGAAAGGGGUGCUUCAGACCUGGAAUCUGGCGGCUUCUUCUGGGAUCACUCCACCGGCGUGAUGCGGAGGUCCUUUGGUAGGCCUCGAGGGCACCGGUGGCGCCCUGAUCCGGGGGAAUUUUCUCUCUUCGUCGACGAUGGCCCGGGGAAUGACGCCCGCCAACGGAGCAGGAUCGCUUUUGCAUCCGAUGACCAGCCGGUUGACGAGGAGAUCAGAUCCAAACUGGCCUCGAUCCGGUCGAUCGAGGAUGCUCUUCUGCUGAAAGUGGGGUCCUCUGCUGGUGGCCAGUCGCCGCUGCGUGAAGGUUGGGCGCCGUGGUUUGAGGCGAAGGGAAGGUUCCUGAAGCAGGACAAGAUGUUCACAUCGAGCGUGGAACAGAUGAACCCAAUGAACCACCCUCUGUUGCAAGAUCCUGACGGGCCUUUCCUGACGGGUCUCACCAGGGGUGACCGGCUGCUGCAGAAGGCCAUGAUGAAGGAGCUUCAGAAGACUCCCUUUAUCGGGGAACCAAGCCAGAAAAAAAGGAUAGAAAGGAAGGCUCUGGGCACAGCGAAGAAGCCAGUCCCGAGGCGGAAGAAUCUUGAUCUUCUUCCGUUAAAUAAGAUAGGCCACCACGUGUAUCCUGAUAAUCGACAUUGGGGAUACUACCCGGGGUUAGAGCAGCAUUCAUCAUUUUCAGAGUUCGUGGAUAGAUUUCUCUAUAGUGGGCAAUGUUCCUUGAGGGUUUUCAUGGUUUGGAACAGUCCACCGUGGGGUUAUGGCAUUCGACACCAGCGGGGUCUGGAAAGUCUUCUGCAUCAUAACAAAGAUGCCUGUGUUCUCGUGUUUUCCGAGACAUUGGAACUGGACUUCUUUACGGACUUUGUGAAGGAUGGGUAGUUUCUCACUAACCAGUUAUCACCUCUCUGGUUCCCUCUGGCGAUUUUAAGUUAGAAACUUAGUGUUAGAUAUUUCAUUAUUUGACCCUACAAAAUUAAUGCACUUGCCUAUAAUAUUUGAUCGGAAAUUUCAGAACGUCUUCACUCAACCUAACAGUGUAAAGUCACGUUUCUGAAGAGUAAAAAGCUUUUGUGACUGUGUAUACAAACUGCUUACUUUGGAUGAAGUGUGGAACAUGAUAGAUGAGUUAUUUGUAAUUUUUUAAGUGUUUCUUUACACGGCCUAUUCACAUUAUUAAUAUGCAGAUUACUUGCUGUAUUUGGACAAAACACAUCUCUAGAGAGUUUUCCAUGAUGUUAUGCCAUCCUGGGUGAUGAAUGCUUAUGCUUUCAGUGAAGACUGACGUCAGACUGAAAGCUUGGAUUGUGUGCAUAAAAUUUUAUUUUCGCUAAUUGGAUUCAAGAAAAGCCUGUAAUUCCAUGUUGUGCAACUCUGAACCAGAGUCUUUUCCAUAUUAGAAUCUCUCUGGAUCUUGAUUCGAUAUCUUCCAGCUAAGUCUCCCUAGCAAACCCUAGUAUAGAUGUCAUCUUCCAAGUUGUCAAUACUCAGUUAAUUUCCAGGAACGUCACUUUACUUGCAGUGUUCAUUACUACUCGACAUGAGUGGUCUGACUGUUCUAUAACAUCUAGGUUUUAUCUUAUUCGACCCUUUUUAUGAAUAUUCAUUAAUAUGUACUUUUGGUCAUAUGUUUAUGUUUGUCUCUAAUUGAACAUUAUAAUCUUAUGGAUUCGAAGGGAUCUUCAUGAAAUUGAUCAGUAUGGGUGUCAAUGAAUUAUAUUGGGAAAUCCAUUUCCAAAAACAAGAGACCUAUUAGUGCAAACUAGUGCAGUGGCAGACCCAUGAAAGGUAUUCAUCUGGUGGAAGGAACUUUCAGAGGACCAUAUGAAAAAUGAAAAUAAUGAAUCUCUGGAAGAAAACGUAUUCUAUAGGAAAUGAUUCUGAAUUGUCAUUAGAGAUGUGUCGGAGUACAUUAGUACGGUAUACUUUUUAAGGCGCUUCAUGAACCUUUCAUUUCGUUCUUAUGGAAUUCUUUUUUCUCGAAGGAGUUAUUUUUAAUUAAAAAAAUAUGGGAAAGGGGAACUAAGCAUUACUUUUUAAUCGUGGAGAUUUCCAUGUCAACUUUCUGUCGUUUACCUGUUUUGGCUGUACCACAGCAUUUUGGAAUAAGGUAUAAUAACUUUUGAAUGUUCCCUCCUUCUGCAGCUUCAGAAUUGCUGUUGCAAUGCCCAAUCUUGAUGAGCUUCUAAAAGAUACUCCUGUUUACAUAUUUGCAUCAGUGUGGUUCAAAUGGAGAAAGACGAAACACUAUACCAUUCAUUAUAGUGAGCUGAUACGGCUUGCUGCUCUGUACAAGUAAGUGUGGUUUUUAUCAUUUUUAAAAAAGCAUAUAAAAACUGUUUUCUGAUUCAAUACAGUCUCUUAAAGUAAGAAAACUGUACAGUCCGAUUUCCUUUUGAAAUUUACGUGAAUAUUCCAUUUUCACUUUGUUUGGACUUUCUUGUUUGGUUUGUGUUCUGAUUUGUCAUUAUUUGUACAUGAAUAUUCCAUUUUCACAGCUUUGUUUUUGUGCUUUGUUACAUCCUCUUCAGUAUCAUGAAUAUUAAGUCAUAGCGACUUGUAACCCUUUUUUUUAACGUUUAUUGUUACUCUAAAUUCCAGAUAUGGUGGAGUCUACCUAGAUACUGAUGUGAUAGUUCUGAAACCUUUGUCUUCUCUGAAGAAUUCUAUUGGCAUGGAGAAUGAAAUGGGUGGGGAUCCUAUAUUUAAUGGAGCAGUGAUGGCAUUUGACAGGCAUAGGUAUCUCAAUCACUUCAUUUGCUGGAAUUAUGUUUUUUUUGUCAGGUUAUUGUUCCAUCAUUUUUCGAGUUUGUCAUUGGCGAAAAGAGCAAUUCGUUUAAAUCUUGCUCCCUCAAUGUUCUAGUUUGCCAACUGAGUGUUAAAAAUUUAACUUUAUUUCAUAGCUGCUGGAGCAUCAUCCUUCUGAUGUGGCGAUUAAUUGUUUAACAGCCUUGAACCUGAUGGAAAUGUAGAUCUUGAAGUUGUGCUUUUCUAUUAAGUACCCUAUCAAAGUGUGCAAUAAGGUGGAAGCUGAAGGCGUACUUGAAGGGGUAGUAUAGUGUUGAGUGAAUUUAAAGAUUACACAUGUAAAGUAUGCUAAUCAUUUUUCAUUCAAUGAAUUCAAUAAUUAGAUAAAUAUGGACCAAGUGAAGUAGCCGGUUCUUUCCCAUGAAUGGUGAAGGCUAACCUUGACAGAUCAUAGAUGUUUAGUGUGGACCUAUCCUGGUAAAAAAAUCAUCACUAUGUAAAAGUUUUAGGAUAUAAAUAUGACGAAUCUAGUGCUUGAACUAUCCACUUUCUGACUUGAAAGGUGGCAAGGCCGAAGAGUGAUGUAUGAGCUUAAGGGUUAUGAAUAUGGUACCUUGCGGAAUUAGAGCCAUAAGGAACUCAUUUUUCUGGUAGGGCAGCCGCAGAGGAAUGGUAACACCGAGAAUGCAGAGGUGGAAAGGUGGAGCUGGCACUGGUUUAAAAUUUCCUUAAUGUCUUACUGUCGAGGUCACCUCUGAGGUUUCAUGCCGAGCACUUGUAGAGUGCAGAGAUUAUGAGAAGCAGUUACCCCGAAGGAGAUCUUGUUAAUGUGCGUUUGGUCGUUAGUCUUUUAAUAUAUAUAUUUUGUUGGGAAAAACAUUCUGAAAAUUCAGAUUUUAUGGCUGGCUCUACAAAGAUUUAAGCAGGAGCAGAAAAAGCUCUGGGGUAUUUGGAGGAUUAACCAUUACUAGUGUGGUUUGAUGGUACUGGGAGUCUGCAUUUUGAUAGCACUUGGCAGUAGCCAGACGUCUUUUCUUGCGGUGGUCGGGCCAAGGAGUCUGAGGUGUCAAGAUUUUCGAAGUUCACCUCGAAAUUAGGCCUAAUUUGCCUAUAGUUGGUAAUUCGCUUGUAUCAGCUGCCUUCUGGCAGUAUUUGCUUUCCGAGGAAGAAUAUGGAAGAGUCUCAGCAUUAGCUGAGCAACAGGGGUUAGAGUAAGAAGAAGGAUGGCAAGUGUUGAAUAAAGCGAUGGAGAAAUUAUUGGAAAAGUAGGAAGUCAAAAUAACAGAAAACCGUUUUUAGUCUAAUCAUAGUACUUCAUUUACGUAUUUUAUAUCAUUUUGUGUUUCUUAGACCCCACUGAUCGCCAUUGACCGUUGCUCACAGUUCUAGCAACUCCCAUUGACUAUUGGUCCCUGAUAACUGUCCUCCAAAAAGAAAACGUCAACUCAUCUGGUUGCUGCUAAUUGCUGGCAGCCAUUGCCUCUGGUUGCUGCUUCCUGUAUCUCCUUCUGUGCCAGCCCCUGCCCCUGCCCAUAAGAGAAAUAAUAUCUGGGCUGGGGGCUUUAUUACUGUUUUGAAAUCCUUUUCUGAACUUCCAUCAUAGUUUUUCCUCUGUUGUAAAGUAGAUUGUUUAUGUAAUCAAUGAUUCUGUGGAUAUCAGUUUUUCCGUUUUUUUCCUCUUACCUGAAUCAGACUCUUCUCUCAGAAUGGCUGACUUUCAGAAUUAGCCCGACAAUUUAUUUCAAACCACUGUAAUGGGAUGUAGCCUGUGGGAAACUGUAUUAAUUUGGUGGUUGGUAUGAUUUCACACGAGCUAAAAUAGCUAAAACUCGAUUGAUUCCUCAUCUUCUUUUUCUGCAGUUGGGUUUAAUUCGCUUCUGUAAUCAAUUCGCUACAUGCUUUUCAUCUCAUGAUUGUUUUAGAUUUCAUGAUGGUGUAUGCAUUAAUGUUGCUUUUGUUUGAUAAUACGUGGAAAGAAUAUCAUUUAUGGCCGAAUAAUGGGAUACUUGUUUUAUAGUACCUGUCUUGUAACUUUAACAAAAACUGACGUGAAUGGCUGCUUAAGAUACGCUUUAUUAUCAAAUAAGCACAGACUGAUUUCUCACACCUUCUCGUUCGCCACUCUGAAUAAAACACUUUGUCCUUCCAUCGAAUUUAUUUGCGGCAUUUUGUCUACCAUUUGUGAUCUUUUACAUGAUGAUGUGGAAAACACUUGCAGCCGUGUUAUAAUGGAAUGUCUGAAGGAGUUCCACUCAACGUAUGAUGAUACCCGACUGAGGUGGAAUGGGGCUGAGCUCUUAACAAGAGUGAUCAGGAGACUUGCUGGAAAGGCGAAUAAGCUUCAGUCAAAGUUUCACCUUAAUAUGGAGCCAUUUCAUAAGUUCUUCCCUAUAAGUGCCGGUAGCAUUUUAAGGUACUCACAAGUAUUCUCACUGAUUAAUCUGUGAGAUGGGUUUCAUCAGUGCCAUUUACACGUGAAUAUGAUGAAUCACUGAAAGCAGAAAUGAAACUGUUUCUCUAUUGGUCUAUUUGCUAAGUCUUGACCCGUCUCAUGAGUCGGCCUGUGUAAUCGAUGCAGAGAAACUGAUAGUAUAUGCUCACUGUUGCAUACGGGUCCUUGUGCUGAUUUGGAAAGAAUGUAGCCUCGACUGACAUGAAUUUCUUCCCAACCUUUGCUUACCUUGCUGGACGGGUUUUUCAUUGAUUUCAGGUAUUUCAGUGCACCAGUUGAUGAAGUCGAGAGAGCCGAGCAAUCUACUCUUUUAGCAAAGACUUUGAAUGAGUCAACUACAUUUCAUUUCUGGAACGGUUUGACUUUUUCGCUAGUUCCUGAAACCGACAGCCUCUCUGAGAAGCUCAUCAACCGCUACUGCUUACGAUGUCUUGAUGUGUUAUGA
Messenger RNA from Spirodela intermedia, 5936 nucleotides. The record is from the annotation of a GenBank genome assembly. Lineage: Eukaryota; Viridiplantae; Streptophyta; Magnoliopsida; Alismatales; Araceae.